Molecule: messenger RNA, 381 nt
Organism: Neoarthrinium moseri
Lineage: Eukaryota; Fungi; Ascomycota; Sordariomycetes; Amphisphaeriales; Apiosporaceae
Exons: 2
Coding region: 1-381 (126 amino acids)
Biological process (GO): mitotic sister chromatid cohesion
Cellular component (GO): Ctf18 RFC-like complex
Source: RefSeq, a predicted model, not a curated record
AUGUCGACGCAGACUGACGCUGGCGUGCUCCUCACGCAUGCUCCCGACGGCGUGGGCUACAAGCUGCUGGAGCUGCCACCGGAACUGCUGGCGGAGCUCGAGUCUGAAGAUCCUCCCACCCUCAGUCUGGAGUCGUCUUCUACGUCUGCCGUCAUAAAGCACGGGGAUAAGUCGUGGGGCAUGCGUCAGAAGAAUACCUCCAACGCGCUGAUUCUGCUUCGCCCCGCCGAAACGACCACAGACUCAUCACAUAUUCCCGAAGUUGGACUCAAAGCUGUGGCAACCAUUCACGACAGUGUCGAGCUCGUGUCAGAGGCCGCAGCCAGCGUUGCCCCUGCUGCCAGAGGCAAGUGGCACGAGAAGUUCGCACGCGGACGAUGA